Messenger RNA from Sinocyclocheilus grahami, 3526 nucleotides. Its product is annotated as protein Jumonji. Gene Ontology annotation, molecular function: DNA binding. The transcript is spliced from 12 exons. Gene Ontology annotation, biological process: chromatin remodeling; regulation of gene expression. Lineage: Eukaryota; Metazoa; Chordata; Actinopteri; Cypriniformes; Cyprinidae. The record is from RefSeq and is a predicted model, not a curated record. Gene Ontology annotation, cellular component: chromatin; nucleus. The coding region runs from base 415 to 3120 and encodes 901 amino acids.
UAGUAAGUUGUGUUGAUCCAAUAUAUGUAACAUGAUCAUAUCUUCUGUUCACUUUAGGUCUCAAAAGUAAAUGGACUCAAACGGGCAUCAUCAGUCGGCACGCCUACGGCCAGUGCCAAAAAGUCGAAAGACUUCCGUCUGCCGUCCAAAACUGUGAAGUACACAGCCACCGUGACCAAGGGCCAUGUCACCUACACCAAAGCAAAACGAGAACUGGUUAAGCAAGCCAAACUCAACCACAGCAAGCACGCUGCUUCUGCUGGCCUCCGUGCUUACAGCAACAACCACCACCAUCAUUCUCAUCAUCCAACCAGCAGCGGCCAUGGUCGGCCCCAGCUCUCUCACUCAGGAAAAGCCCAAAGUAUCAAUGCAAAAACCCGCAAACAGGUGCUAUUAUCGAAUGGGGUGCAUAAGAUGACUAACGGGGGCCGGCCUAAUGGCAGGCUUAAUGGACGCCACAGUGCCAGGGAAGAGAAGGCAGAUGGCCGACAAGUGCGGCAGGGACUGCGGAACUCUAAACGCAGAAGUGAUGCCAUUACGAUCCUUGGAGCUGGAACUGAGAGUGACGAGGUUAAAACUAAGCCACCUGUUACUGAGGUUAAGAAAGCUAAACUGCAGACUAGCCCACUGGAAACUCGCAGCAAGAAGGCCCUGGGUCAGUUCAAGUCCCCCAACGCUGUCACUAUUGCACACAGUAUCACUGAAAUGGCCGCCUCCCCUACUCAGAAAAUGGGUUCUGCCCCUCCUUCGUCACCCCCUGCUGCUCCCGCCUCCCCAGCCAUGCCCCAGAACCCUGCUUCCCCUGAGCCAGCAUGUCAGCGGCCCAAACGGGCCUCUGCUGGCAAACUGAUGUUCAUCAGACAAGCACAGCAGAGGGCCCAAACGAACCCCGCCCUCAACUGGACCACAUCCACUACCUCAGCCAGCAAAUCCUUCAAACCAGUAGAGCCCACACACACACCUCCACCACGGCUGGACAGAGACAGGGAGCGUGAGAGGGAACGGGAGAGAAGAAGGGCAGGGUGCACUGCUUUGGGGGAGGUGCCCGUUUUCAAGCCCACCUCCAGGGAGUUUCAGGACCCUUUGGUGUACCUCGACUCAGUUCGGGAACGGGCAGAGUCGUCUGGACUGUGCAGAGUGUUGCCUCCUCCUGACUGGAGGCCAGAGUGCAAACUCAAUGAUGAUAUGCGUUUUGUGACACAGGUCCAGCGCAUCCACAAGCUGGGUCGGCGCUGGGGCCCCAAUGUUCAGAAACUGGCCUGCAUUAAGAAGCACCUCAAAUCUCAGGGCAUCUCAAUGGACGAGCCACCGCUUAUAGGUGGCUGUGAAGUAGAUCUGGCUCGUUUUUCCGAGCUGGUCUGCGACAUGGGUGGAAUGCAGCAGGUGAUGGACCUGAAAAAAUGGAGCCGGUUGGCCGACCUGCUUCGCAUUCCCAAAUCAGCACAGGACCGUCUGGCCAAGCUCCAGGAGGCCUACCUCCAGUACCUGCUCUCUUAUGACCUGCUCUCUCCCGAGGAGCACCGGCAACUGGAGCAGGAGGUACUGGCAGAAAAGGAAGCUCUGGAACGCAAGCGGGGACCCCUGGAGGGUCACUUGGAUAACGGCCAGCGGUCUCUGGCUCUUCCUCGUUACGAACCCAAGAACGGGCUCACCGGCCUCAACCACCGCAAUGGCUUCCGCAAUCACAACAAAGAGCCAGACACCCAGCGGCAGGCCGGUCGCCGCAGACUGUUUGCUCAGGAAAAGAAAGGGGAAAAAGUGGACAGUGAUGAGGCAGAUGAGGAGGCAGACGAUGGUGUUCUCAGUGACCAGCACAAAUGUAUAUACAAGGGGAGAUCAGUAUCUUUGACCACCUUUUACAGAAUAGCAAGAAAUACAAUGAUGAUGUGCUUCAACAAAGAGCCUGGGGCUGCUGAAGUUGAGCAAGAUUAUUGGCGGAUAGUGGAGCAGAGGGACUGCCACGUAGCAGUGCAUUAUGGGAAAGUGGACACAAACACACAUGGAAGUGGCUUCCCUGUGGGCAAGUCCGAACCCUUUUCCAAGCAUGGAUGGAACCUCACUGUCCUUCCCAAUAACUCUGGAACCAUUCUGCGCCAUCUUGGUGCUGUGCCUGGGGUGACUGUUCCCUGGCUGAACAUCGGCAUGGUCUUUUCUACCUCAUGCUGGUCACAAGACCAAAACCGCCUUCCAUACAUUGAUUACUUACACACUGGUGCUGAUUGCAUUUGGUAUUCUAUUCCUGCUGAGGAAAAGACGAAGCUUGAUAAAGUGGUGCACACACUGCUACAAGCCAACGGCACGCCGGGACUGGAAAUGCUGGAGAAGAACGUUAUGAUUUCUCCAGAGGUGCUUUGUCGUGAGGGGAUCAAGGUCCACCGCACGGUCCAGAAGAGCGGGCAGUUUGUGGUGGUCUUCCCUGGUGCGUUCGUGUCCAGGGUGUGCUGCGGCUACAGUGUGUCUGAAACUGUGCACUUUGCCACACCUCAGUGGAUGAACCUGGGCUACGAGGCUGCUAAGGACCUGAAAUACAGGCACAUAGCAAAACCCUUCUCUAUGGAGAAGCUACUCUACCAGAUCGCCACAGCCGAGGCCAAACGAGAAAACAGACUUGUGCUCAGUACAAUCUCUUCUCUUCUCAAAGAUCUCAGGAACAUAGAGAUGAAGCAAAGGCAGGAUCUGUAUGAAGCAGGGCUGCUCUCCUCCGCACGCUACUGCACUCACGACAACAACCCGUCACCCGCUGACACCAGGAAGAAACCGCGCAAAUGGCUGGCGCUGGAGUCAUCCGAGAGACGCUGCCAAACGUGCCAGCAUCUCUGCUACUUAUCUAUGGUGGUGCAGGAGAAUGAAAAUGUGGUGUUCUGUCUGGAGUGUGCGCUGCACUAUGUGGAGAAACACAAAAGCUGCCGCGGCCUCAAGAUGAUGUACCGCUAUGAUGAGGAGCAGAUCAACAGUUUGGUGAAGCAGGUGUGUGGUAAAGCCCUGGUGAAAAGCGCAGCAGACGGCUGUAACGGCUCCAGCCCCACCAAACCGCCCGCCAAGCGUGGCCCCCGCAAGAGAUCCGCCGUGGAGCUGUCCCUGACCCACCUGUCCAAAAGUGCCGCCGCCGCCGUCUCGUGAGGAGCGCCGCCCGGCCGCCUACGUCAGCCAAUCGAUUUUCCUCUCCCUCUCUUCAUAUCGUUUGUGUCUUAUCACCCACAUAGCAGGGCAGAGUUUCCUGUGUUGAAAGCAGGCUGCCUUUUUUGCACUAGCGCACUAGUUUGUAUUCACCAGAUGUUUGAUAGCAUUAAGAGACAUGGUCCCAGGUGUGCAUUUCACUGACAGGUGUGAGUAUGAUGACAUCCUUUCUGCCUGGACCCUCUUCCUCCUCGUCUUCGGCCCCCUUGACUGCACACACGCUCCUCCUGAACUGUGAACCUUGGGACAAAUGGGUGCUUCUCUCCUCGUUUUUCCAGACCCCUUUCCUUUGAAUGUUGGUGCUCGAUGGAGCUGCCCGAGAAUGCUUUUUUGUUUUUGUUCAUUUUGU